Venturia canescens is the source of this 3326-nucleotide messenger RNA. It is a transcript of the gene Cul5, whose product is annotated as cullin 5. Bases 134 to 2485 code for a protein of 783 amino acids. Gene Ontology annotation, biological process: protein ubiquitination; SCF-dependent proteasomal ubiquitin-dependent protein catabolic process. The transcript has 10 exons. The record is from RefSeq and is a predicted model, not a curated record. Gene Ontology annotation, cellular component: SCF ubiquitin ligase complex; Cul5-RING ubiquitin ligase complex. Lineage: Eukaryota; Metazoa; Arthropoda; Insecta; Hymenoptera; Ichneumonidae. Gene Ontology annotation, molecular function: protein-macromolecule adaptor activity; ubiquitin protein ligase binding.
CCGUUAGAAUGAUCGGAAUGGUAGGUUGCCGACGUGUGAGGAAGCCCGCGACGCUAAAGAUGAGAACGGGAGGAGGACGCGAUAUAUAAUUUAUUCUCGGAGCGCACACAUACAUGUCAAAAAUUGGCGUGUGAUGGCGGCGAUGUUGAAGGACAGAGGACAAUUUCCUUUUGAAGACAAAUGGCCCUGUAUGCGACCUAUUAUUCUGAAGCUUUUAAAACAAGAACCAGUAACACAAGGAGAAUGGCAAGAUUUGUUUUAUUCCGUUCAUUUGGUUUGUCUAUGGGACGAAAAAGGCCCACCCAAAUUAAGGGAUGCUCUCAAAGAAGAUAUUAUGGACUUCAUCAAACAAGCUCAACAGCGAGUGUUGGCCCAUCACGAGGAACAAGCCUUACUCAAAGCUUACAUAACCGAGUGGCGAAAAUUCUUUACUCAAUGCAAUUAUCUGCCGACGCCAUUUCGUCAAUUAGAAACUUCUCUGGCGGGUAAACCGAGUAUUCAGAAGAGGAACCAAGCCGAUGAAAGCAUAGUCAGAAAACUUAUGUUAGAUAGUUGGAACCAGAGUAUAUUCAACGACAUAAAAAAAAGACUUCAAGAUUCUGCAAUGAGACUGGUCAGGGCAGAAAGAAACGGCGAGGCGUUUGAUUCUCAGCUGGUCAUCGGAGUAAGAGAAUCGUAUGUUAAUCUCUGCUCGAACACAACGGACAAGCUACAGAUUUAUCGAGAAAAUUUCGAAGCGGCUUAUAUCGAGGCGACCGAAGCUUUCUACUGGAUAAAAUCGCCCGAGCAAUUGUCGUUACAUGGAGUUGAGAAUUAUAUGCGUUACGCGGAAGCGAAACUCCGUGAAGAGGAGUUGCGAGCUCAAAAGUAUCUUGAGCCGAACAGUGCGAGUGUUCAAUUGUUAACGGAUUGUUGCGUUCGAGUUCUCGUUGCGACUUUCAAACCAGCGAUUCUCGCUGAAUGUCCACGGAUGAUUCAGAACCAUCAGACAAGCAAAUUGCGACUCAUGUUAAAAUUAAUGGACAGAGUCCCCGAGGGCGUGGGACCGAUGUUAAAAGAUUUGGAAGAGCACAUAUCGAGUGCGGGACUUGCAGACAUGAUGGCUGCGGUCGACGUUAUAACCCAAGACUCAGAAAAAUAUGUUGAGCGAUUGCUCGAAUUAUUUCGUCGGUUUUCAACCCUCGUUAAAGAAGCCUUCGAUGACGAUCCACGGUUUCUUACCGCUCGCGACAAAGCCUACAAGCUCGUGGUAAAUGACGCAACGGUAUUUCGAUUGGAAUUACCCUCGCGACAAGGAGCCGCUGGUACGGCAGUUAUCAACAGCAAACCAAACAACAAUAACAACGGACAACCCGAAUCGAAGUGUCCCGAGCUACUUGCCAAUUACUGUGACAUGCUUCUACGCAAAACUCCACUCAGUAAAAAGCUUACUUCUGACGAGAUCGAGAGUAAACUUCGUGACGUUCUUCUCGUACUCAAAUACGUGCAGAAUAAAGAUGUCUUCAUGCGAUACCAUAAAGCCCACUUAACGCGAAGAUUGAUACUCGACACUUCGGCCGAUUCCGAAAAGGAAGAAAACAUGGUUGAGUGGCUUCGUGAAGUCGGCAUGCCUGCCGAUUACGUAAACAAACUUGCACGGAUGUUUCAAGAUAUCAAAGUCUCCCAGGAUCUCAAUCAACAGUUUAAGGAACAGUGUCGAGCGACCAUCGCCGACAGCAUUAAUAUUAAGAUUUUGAAUGCGGGUGCUUGGGCAAGAGGAAGCGAACGCGUAACCGUCAGUUUGCCUCUACAACUCGAGGACUACAUCCCCGAGGUCGAAGAAUUUUACAAGAAAAAACACAGCGGACGAAAAUUGCAGUGGUAUCAUCACAUGUCCAAUGGCACGAUAACAUUUUCGAAUCAAGUUGGCCGUUUUGACGUGGACGUGACGACUUUCCAAAUGGCUGUUCUUUUCGCCUGGAAUCAACGACCCCUAGAAAAAAUAUCCUACGAAAAUUUGCGUUUAGCGACUGAGCUUCCAGAUCCUGAACUCCGACGUACGUUAUGGUCGCUUUGCGCCUUUCCUAAACUCAAGAGACAACUUCUCCUGGUCGAUCCCCCGGCUCACAGUCCAAAAGAUUUUGCACACGAUACCAAAUGUUGGGUCAAUCAGGAAUUUGCCAUUGUUAAAAAUGGCAAAUUACAAAAAAGAGGUAAAAUAAAUCUCAUAGGAAGACUUCAAUUAUCGACUGAACGUAGUAAAGAGGAGGAUAAUCAAUCUAUCGUACAACUUAGGAUACUGAGAGUUCAGGAGGCAAUUAUAAAAAUCUUGAAGAUGCGUAAGAAAAUUAAUAACGCCCAAUUACAAACGGAGCUGGUCGACAUUUUAAAGAACAUGUUUUUGCCAAGUAAAAAGAUGAUAAAAGAACAGAUCGAGUGGCUUAUCGAGCACAAAUACAUACGAAGACACGACGAUGACAUCAACACCUUCGUAUACAUGGCGUAACCCGAGUUUCGGUUCAGAUAAUUGUACGAAUGUACGGGACUAAUUCUCUAUAUUUUUUUAUAAGAAUUGGAGUUCUUUUUUUUCCUCGUCCGUUUGUGAAGGAACGUCAACGUGCGAUACGCGGAGCGAGGGAUGAAAUUUCGCAAUCGAGUCGAGGAUCGAUGAAUCGUAAAGAUAGUCAUUGACAAAAAAAAAGGGAAAAACGGAAAAAAAACUGUCGAGCGGAACCAGCUGUGAAAUAGAACAAUCAAGUAGAAACAAGAAGUCGGAUAAUGAGCAGCGUUCGGUUCGAAAAUAUUCAAAACGCUUUCCUUUUGGAGAAACCAAUUAAUUGACUAAUCGUUGAGUUUAUCUGUGUAAAUUUUUAAUCGAUCAUGCUCAUUUUUCUGCACGUUAUAAAAAAAAGCAUACUGAACAAUCAUAGUGAUCAUCGCAAAUUCCGUCGCAAAUGCUAUGAUGAAGAAGUGACUAAAGAAAAGAAAAUAAACGAAUUAAUCGGAUCUCUGGCCAUUCUACUAAUAAAAAUCGUUUGUAACGAUGAUGAAGAAAUAAACCCAUCGCGGCCUAUCGCCCCCCAUACCCUUCACUCAAGCAUUUAUGUAUAAAUAAUACGCCACAGUGUAAAAUGUGUACAACGGUCAAGAAUUUGUUUUUUUUUUUACGCAUUUAAGUAGCCAUUGUUCGAAAGUAAGCAUCGAAAUAAUCCUCGUUGUUGGGACAAGGAUAAUGCACAUUUUAUAGAAAUUUCUUGUAUAAAGUCUUCAUCACAUUUUGAUUCGUUUAAUUAUUGUACCAAUAUAAGUGAGAAACAGCGAAUUAAAAAAGAACUGAAUUUUUUCAA